This is a messenger RNA of Carlito syrichta (Philippine tarsier), 3076 nucleotides long. RefSeq names its product leucine rich repeat containing 4C (gene LRRC4C). The transcript is spliced from 6 exons. Bases 447 to 2369 code for a protein of 640 amino acids. Gene Ontology annotation, molecular function: cell-cell adhesion mediator activity. Gene Ontology annotation, cellular component: plasma membrane; glutamatergic synapse; postsynaptic density membrane. Gene Ontology annotation, biological process: modulation of chemical synaptic transmission; synaptic membrane adhesion; regulation of axonogenesis. Lineage: Eukaryota; Metazoa; Chordata; Mammalia; Primates; Tarsiidae. The record is from RefSeq and is a predicted model, not a curated record.
CUAUAUAGAUCAACAGUAUGGAAACAUCCUGAAACUACUUUGGAAUCUCAAUAAAUUCGCUGGAUUCAAGUUUUUCAAAGAGGGAAACCGGUCCAUGGAUAAUUUGCCACAGGUCAGCGAGAGGCAGAAGCUGGGAGCUGGGAGUUUUCUCUGAAUCCCAUGUGAUAUGCUGAGGGAGAGUCUAUGGUGAAACGUCUUCACGCCUCUGAAAGUAAGGAUUCCAUGCCCUUGAGAGGAGUUGGAUGUUUUAGAAACCUUGGUGUAAAGAGACAUCACCUGCAGAAAUCCAGUGCCCUUAGUUAAAUUCUUUGGGUUUUCUCAGGAAGAUGAAAAUCUGCUGAAAUUCUGCUAAGAUUGGCAAACACAUUGCCACUUACAGCCUAGAGACCCCAGUGGAGAGCUAGACGGUUUGAACUCCAGAAGGACCAACACCAGAUAAAUUAUGAAUGUUGAACAAGAUGACCUUACAUCCACAGCAGAUAAUGAUAGGUCCUAGGUUUAACAGGGCCCUAUUUGACCCCCUGCUUGUGGUGCUGCUGGCUCUUCAGCUUCUUGUGGUGGCUGGUUUGGUGCGGGCUCAGACCUGCCCUUCUGUGUGUUCCUGCAGCAACCAGUUCAGCAAGGUGAUUUGCGUUCGGAAGAACCUGCGCGAGGUUCCGGAUGGCAUCUCUACCAACACGCGUCUGCUGAACCUGCACGAGAACCAAAUCCAGAUCAUCAAAGUGAAUAGCUUCAAGCACUUGAGGCACCUGGAAAUCCUCCAGUUGAGCAGGAACCAUAUCCGAACCAUUGAGAUCGGGGCCUUCAAUGGUCUGGCGAACCUCAACACUCUGGAACUCUUUGACAAUCGUCUGACCACCAUCCCGAAUGGCGCUUUUGUGUAUUUGUCAAAGCUGAAAGAACUCUGGUUGCGAAACAACCCCAUCGAAAGCAUCCCUUCUUAUGCGUUUAACAGAAUUCCUUCUCUGCGCCGUCUAGACUUGGGGGAGUUGAAAAGACUUUCAUACAUCUCAGAAGGUGCCUUUGAAGGUCUGUCCAACUUGAGGUAUUUGAACCUUGCCAUGUGCAACCUUCGGGAGAUCCCUAACCUCACCCCGCUCGUCAAGCUAGAUGAGCUCGAUCUUUCGGGGAACCAUUUAUCCGCCAUCAGGCCCGGCUCUUUCCAGGGGUUGAUGCACCUUCAGAAACUGUGGAUGAUCCAGUCCCAGAUCCAAGUGAUUGAACGGAAUGCCUUCGAUAACCUUCAGUCGCUGGUCGAGAUCAACCUGGCACACAACAAUCUGACAUUGCUGCCUCACGACCUCUUCACGCCCUUGCAUCACCUCGAGCGGAUCCAUCUGCAUCACAACCCUUGGAACUGUAACUGUGACAUCCUCUGGCUCAGCUGGUGGAUCAAAGACAUGGCCCCCUCGAACACAGCUUGUUGCGCCCGGUGUAACACCCCCCCCAGCCUGAAGGGGAGGUACAUCGGGGAGCUGGACCAGAAUUAUUUCACGUGCUAUGCUCCCGUGAUCGUGGAGCCUCCGGCCGACCUCAAUGUCACUGAGGGCAUGGCCGCUGAGCUGAAGUGCCGGGCCUCCACGUCCCUGACCUCUGUCUCUUGGAUCACUCCCAAUGGGACAGUCAUGACCCACGGGGCCUACAAAGUACGGAUAGCUGUGCUCAGCGACGGGACGUUGAAUUUCACGAAUGUCACCGUACAAGACACAGGCAUGUACACGUGUCUGGUGAGCAACUCUGUGGGGAACACGACCGCUUCGGCCACCCUGAAUGUCACCGCAGCAGCCACAACCCCGUUCUCUUACUUUUCCACGGUCACAGUGGAGACAAUGGAACCUUCUCAGGACGAGGCCCGGACCACGGACACCAACGUGGGCCCCACGCCGGUGAUCGACUGGGAGACCACCAAUGUGACCACCUCCCUCACGCCCCAGAGCACAAGGUCGACCGAGAAGACCUUCACCAUCCCCGUGACUGAUCCGAACAGUGGGAUCCCGGGCAUUGAUGAGGUCAUGAAGACCACCAAGAUCAUCAUCGGCUGUUUUGUGGCCAUCACGCUCAUGGCUGCGGUGAUGCUGGUCAUCUUCUACAAGAUGAGGAAGCAGCACCAUCGACAGAACCAUCACGCCCCCACAAGGACUGUCGAAAUCAUCAACGUGGAUGAUGAGAUCACGGGGGACACACCCAUAGAGAGCCACCUGCCCAUGCCUGCGAUCGAGCAUGAGCACCUGAACCACUAUAACUCUUACAAAUCUCCCUUCAACCACACAACAACAGUUAACACGAUAAACUCAAUACACAGUUCAGUGCAUGAACCGUUAUUGAUCCGAAUGAACUCUAAAGACAAUGUCCAGGAGACUCAAAUCUAAAACCUUUACAGAGUUACAGAAAACAAACGCUCAAAAAAAAAAAAAAGACAGUUUAUUAAAAAUGACACAGAUGACUGGGCUAAAUCUACUGUUUCAAAAAAGUGUCUUUACAAAAAAAAAACAAAAAAGAAAAGAAAUUUAUUUAUUAAAAAUUCUAUUGUGAUCUAAAGCAGACAAAAUGAUGUGUAUUCCUCAAACCUGUUUUUGCUGCACUUAUUUACUAUUUUCCACAUCUCGUCCCUUCCUUCUCUGGUUGCCAUAUUUUCAUAGGAGAUCUUGAUUCCUUAAAGAACUGGUCUAGGAAAUUUUGUAAGAAUUCUGUUACACUUUGAGAUUUUUAUGGUGAAUUCUAGUGGUGAGAUCCAGUCUAUUUUGUCUCUUUCUCUUUCUCUCUUUUUUUUAGAUCUUUUUUCUUUUUCCCUCAUACUCUUAUGAAGUAAUCUAAUGGGGAAUGCAAUAUUAGAAAUAGAUUUUUAAGAGAGAACGAGGAAAAAAAAAAGUAAGAUCCUAUAUUUUUCAUGUAAUGACUUAUUCUGUAUUUAUGAGGAGGGCCAUGCUUUGGAAAAGCAAAAAAGUACACAAACAACCGAUUAAUUUACAUAUGAGCAUCUAUAAAACCCAUGACUUUUAAACAACUCUAGAACCAGAAUUUGUAGUUCAAAAGCUAAAAAUAAGAUUAUAAAUAAAAUAUUGUUGGUUUUUCUGUA